UCUCAUCGAAGAAGACAAAAGCGAAAGUUCGCUGGACGACCUGAGACAAAGCCCUGCUGGACAGAGAAUAAACACACACGCAGAGAAUAAACACACACGCAAUGUUGCAAGUGUUGAUAAAGGAGAGACUCAUGGCGGCUGCUGAUGAAAUAUUUGCUCUCUUUGAAAGGACGAUAGCGUCGUACGAGGAGGAACUUUAUCGAACAAGAGGGACUAAGGCUCGACAUUUGAAAGCUGUAAGCGAGGUCCCAAUUGUGUUAGACUUUGAAGACGUCCAGCAGCGGAUGGGCUGUCAAGAAGGGUGUCGGCCGCAGUGGGGGAGCUCCACUUCCAGGCAGGAGUAUCCACAGGCCCCUCAAGUUAAAGAGGAAGACAAGGAACUUUGGAUCGCGCCGAAGGAAGAGUGUCUGCGAGGGCAGGGGGAGGCUUAUCUCGCCAAGCUUCCUCUAGCUGUUGUCUCUGUGAAGACCGAAGACCAUGAAGACAAACCACCUGACUCCUCACAGCCUCACCGCAGUCCAGACGUCCAGCAGUUGAUUGGUCGGCAAGAAGAAGGUCUUUCUUAUCCGUAUGCGGGGAGCUCAAAUUUAGAGCAAGAAGAUCCACAGCGCAUUAAAGAGGAGGAGGAUGAACUCUGGAUUAGUCAGGAAGAAGAGUGUCUUUUAUGGCAGGAGGAGGCUGAUCUCACCAAGUUGCCACUGACUGUUGUUUCUGUGAAAACUGAAGACCAUGAAGACAAACUACAGCUUCAUUAUACUCUCAGGGAGAAGAACAAAGGGGCGGAGCCUGAAAGCAGCAGCAGAUUACCACGAAACCUGAGGACAGAAGCUGACGAACACCACUGUGGACAAUCACUAGCAGACAACCUCUUAGCUCCACUAUCAGGCAGUGACUACACGUCACACUAUCCAGAGGAUGGAGCCAGAGACGACACCCAACAGCCUUUGAGCAGCGAUACAGACUGUGAAGAUGAUAUUAAGACUGAUACCGACAUCCAAAACUCUGAAUGUUCUAAACAAAACAUGUGUAAAAAAUGUUUAACCUGCUCAGUUUGUGAUAAACCCUUUUCUUAUAAGAGUGACCUAGCUCAACACAUGCGGACGCACACUGGAGAAAAACCUUUCAGUUGCUCUAUUUGCCUUAAGCUGUUCUCUGUCAAAAGUAAUAUGCGUUCGCACAUGAAGAGACACACGGGACAAAGACUUUUCAGUUGCUCAGACUGCGGUAAAACGUUCUUUCAAAAGGUACACAUGCUGUCCCACAUGAGAACGCACACGGGGGAAAAACCUUUUAGUUGCCUGGUUUGUGGCAAAACGUUCUCUGAGAAAAAUUCUGUCAGGUUACACAUAAGAACGCACACGGGAGAAAAACCUUUCACCUGCUCGGUUUGCGAUAAAAGAUUUUCCCGAAAGACGUUGCUGGUGUCACACACGAGAACGCAUACGGGAGAAAAACCAUACCAGUGCUCAAUUUGCGGAGACGGGUUUUCUCGGAAGUCGUCUUUGAACAAACACGUGCAGAGCCACUGAUAGUUUGUCUGGCUUCCAUACAGUUGGUGUUAGAAGUGUUUAAGUGUCUUUAACACAAAUCUAUAGACCGUUUCCCUUCCCUAAUAUAUUUUGUUUGAUGCUGUAUUUAAUUCUGGACUUUGAAUGCAACACAUAAUCAUUGUUGAUGUCUCUGUCAAUGAAUGGUGUCUAAUGUAUCGAUCAACUUGCUGGUUUUAUCUUCAUACUCAUAGUGCAAGUCAACUGUUACUUCUUCCAAAAACCAGGAUUAUAUAUCUUUAGUAAAACUGAUAACACUUUUCAUAUCUUGUUGAUGUACUUUAUUUGAUGUGCACCAUGGAAAGCGUUUGUCACUCUUGUAUAUGCGCAUGCUAGAAAGGAAUUUGUGCCGUCGUCUAUUUGCUGGUGACUAUUUCCCGUUAGAUUUUCCAUACGAGUUCAACGAAGACUGUUGAUUUUUCUUCUUUAUUUUAAUAUAUGACCUGUUUUAUAUUGGAUGAUAUUGCAGUACUGUUUUAUUAAGAGUAUUUGAUUUACAAAUCCCAAAACCAGUUAGGUUAGCAUGAUGUGUAGAUAAAAAAAAGAAUAUAAAUGAUUUGGAAAUCCUUUUGAACUUAUAUUCAAUUUAAUAGACUGCAAAGACAAGAUAUUUAACAUUUGAAUUGGAAAACUUUUUUUUUUUGCAAAUACUAGCUCAUUUGGAAUUUGAUGCCUGCAACAUGUUUCAAAAAAGCAGGCACAAGUGGAAAAAUAAGACUGAGAAAGUUGAGGAAUGCUCAUCAAAUACUUAUUUAGAACAUCCCACAGGUGAACAGGCUAAUUGUGACAGGUGGGUGCCGUGAUUGUGGGCGUAGUUAAGAGGGGAGGAGUAUAUGUACAGCUACAAUUCACCAAGUCAAGUAUUUUAUAUAUAUAUAUAUAUAUAUAUAUAUAUAUAUAUAUAUAUAUAUAUAUAAUAGAAAUACUUGAAUUUCAGUGUUAAUUUAUUUACACAUAUGCACACACAUAACCCUCAUUUACUCAUUGUUGAGUUAAGGGUUGAAUUGUCCAUCCUUGUUCUAUUCUGUCACUAUUUUUCUAACCAUAUGCAUGUACAGUAGAUAGCAGUAUUGUCCUGUUUAAGAGUGUCACAACAUUGCUGUUUACGGCAGACGAAAACGUUACUGCUGUUGUUGUGUGUUGUUACCGCGCUGGGAGGACGUUAAUGUAACUGCCUGACAAUAAACCCACAUAAGAAACCAAGAACUUGCCCUGGAUAAUUCUACAGUCAUAACGUCAUUGGGCAGACACGCUGUUUGUAUUGUGGGAAAGCGGACGUGAAAACAGGCUGUCCUCACUUAGGUCCGCAUGGAGCUGGAGGGGGCAUGGCCUCCAGCUCCAUCUGAAUUUCGGGAGAAAAUUUGUCCCGGGAGGUUUUCAGGAGAGGCACUGAAUUUCGAGAGUCUCCCGGAAAAUCCGGGAGGGUUGGCAACUAUGUUGCAAACUGACACUCGGUUAAGGCUACGUCCAACACAUUAUAGGCAGUUUAGCAUUAAUAACCGUGCUAUAUUUGAUGUAUACUUACAUUUUAGUCAGGAACGCACUCGAUGCUGUUUACACCAUCACUUAAGAGCCCAUAUUAUACAGAAAAACACUACAAACAGGAAAUGACAUCCCAGACUAGAUCGCCGAAAUAGAAGCACAGGAAACCUAACGUCUUAAAACUGUGUCAUAAUAUUGAUGGUAUGAAGCCAAAAUGCUUAAAAAAGAUUAUAUAUAUAUAUAUAUAUAUUCCACAUUGGGCCUAGUAUGCAUUUUAUGAAAGUGAAGGCAUACUUUUGUUAGAGAAUGUAUUAUUUUGAUCGAAUGUUGAUGAGGACAAUAGCUAGAGACUUGCAAGAAAAAAAGGAUAUUUUUCAUGAAUUAAUAAAGUGGUUAUUUUCCAACAGGUAUGACUCAUUUUGACGAAAAAGGCUUUGUUUACGUGGAUUAGUUAUUCAAGUAAAAUAACUAUUUGAAUUUUUUACAUUCUCUCGCAAACAAUGUCAGCUUUAUUCUUGGAUGAAUAAAAAAUGUGAUUCUAA
Nerophis ophidion (straightnose pipefish) is the source of this 3571-nucleotide messenger RNA. RefSeq names its product zinc finger protein 37A-like. Lineage: Eukaryota; Metazoa; Chordata; Actinopteri; Syngnathiformes; Syngnathidae. Bases 102 to 1529 code for a protein of 475 amino acids. Gene Ontology annotation, molecular function: RNA polymerase II cis-regulatory region sequence-specific DNA binding; DNA-binding transcription factor activity, RNA polymerase II-specific. Gene Ontology annotation, biological process: regulation of transcription by RNA polymerase II. The record is from RefSeq and is a predicted model, not a curated record. The transcript is spliced from 3 exons.